Molecule: messenger RNA, 609 nt
Organism: Linum tenue
Lineage: Eukaryota; Viridiplantae; Streptophyta; Magnoliopsida; Malpighiales; Linaceae
Source: the annotation of a GenBank genome assembly
CGUUUAGUAAAGCCCAGGUCAUUCGCAUCUCAUCUCCUCUACAGCCCACUUCCUUCUUCUUCCAUAUCACUCACCACUGUCGCUCUGUUCAAAUAUAAAACCAAGGCUGCUCCUAAGAAGGCUCCUCCACCAAAGCCCAAAGUUGAGGAUGGUAUCUUUAAUUUGGAACAUUUGGGGGGAUUGGUUUCACCAAGCAGAAUGAGCUCUUCGUGGGGCAUGUCGCCAAGAUUGGCUUUGAGUCUUCGUGGCCUCUGCUUUUGCCUUUGCCCUCUUUCAACUAUAGACUCUCAGCUGAGUGUGAUUGUACACAUGUGUUUUAUAUAUGGCUUGGCUGGUGCAGGAAUCUUUGCUUGGGGAAGCUCUUACACGGAAGGGAAUUUCAUCCCAGUUGAAUAUGGAAACUGGAAUCCCACGGGUUGGGCGCCAUCGAAGCCUUGGGUGACAAAGGACGCUUCAUCGACGACGACGAAGAGCCCACGGGACUCGACAAGGCCGUCAUCACCUCCGGCAAAGGCCUCCAGGGCGCUCUGGGCCUCCGUGGAGGUGGUCGCCGCCGCCGCCGUCGGCAUGCAGCACGGAGGACAUCAAUCAUAUUAUUUAUUUUUAUAA